GUAGUCAAAAACAGUUUGCCAGCAUUAAGUUCGAUAUAUCACCGUUCAUAAAAUGUCGUAGCUCUGUCUCAGUGAGAGUAACACUUUGGAGAUCGGUGCAAUCCGGUGCAGUUGUUAUAAACAAUGAGCACAUGCAUGAGAGCGUAAAACCGGCUGUGGAAGAAGGAAAAAAUCGGUUGCCAUCGGUGCGAAUGUUGCUCGACAAUGCGGUGUGUGAGGAAUACAGGUCGGCCUUUCGAAAUUCAUGAAUACUUCUCGACUUGUAAUUCCAGCCGAUUGAAAAUUCAUUACUCCCUCGUCAUCUGAAUAUUUUACGGGAAGUUUUGCUUUCAAUAUCUUUUGCGAUAGUUCGAUACGAACAUGAAUUCACGCUGCUAGAAGUUGGUACUGGUACGUGACAGAAACGAGGACUAGUUCAUAACUAUUCUUCUCUAAUGGUAUUCAUCGCCAGAGCCCAUCUCUCCUCUGCCCUGAAUACUCGUGUCGCACGUCAUCUCCUAUUUGAACUGCUUGAAUUUGAAUACUUGUGAUAGUCAUGUAGAAGCUGAUUGAUACUCUCAUCUGUUUAUUUAUUUAUUUUUUUAUAGACCCUUCAUCAUUCUAUUUCUUUUUCUCACAAAGCACCUUACGGUCAGGAGAAAAUAAAAAUGGUGUUUGGUUCUUCGGAUCGUGGUGAUUUGACGAUCGACAUUCCCAGAGUUGGUCUUGGCGUGCUGCCAGAACCACCGGCAGCGGCCGCGAUGCAAUGGGCCAAGUAUGCGAGGGAAGCCUUCGAUCAGGUUCGCUCCUCUACAGCCGCAGUGAAACGCGCAGCAAGUGAAGCUGCAAAAUGGGCGGCUGUCGCUAAAGUAUCACUCUUUGUUUAGAUCAUUCUUUUCCUGAUUCUUCCCAUUCUAGGAUUAUGAGACGAAACAGGAAAAAGUAACUCAUCGAAGAUAGCUCUAGGUAUAUUCCUUUUUUUGGUUCUUGUUCUUACGAUAGAUCGACGAAUUAAUGAAUAAGAAAUAGCCGAAAGAUAGCAGUACCGAAUGGAUUUUAUAUCACAAGUAGUUUUUAUGAUAUGCGUAAGAGUUUACUUUCGGAUACCGCUGAGAACUACAUCCUGUACUGCCUACAACAGCAAGCAUCCGCGAUGAGUGCUCAGCAGCAAGCGAUGAAGGAACAGGCAGCCGCCGCCGUGAUAGCGGAACAGUUAGGCUAUCACGGAGAUCCAGUAGGUGUGCCAACUGCGAAUGUUUACGGAGAAGUCGUGCCGACUGCUCCGCCAUACUCUUUCAAUUACCCGAACCCGCCUCCCCCGGCAACGAUGGCCUCGAUGGGUUUUGGCGAUGUGCUCUUGGUUCUCCAAAAUUUGCUCGGGAAAAAAGGAGACGGCGAUGAACCUCCAGAAACGGUAAAGAUAAAGAAUAAGAAGAGAGAACAAGAAGGUCCAGGUGGAGAUGAGCUACAGAAGAUAAAAAGAAUGUGCAAUGUUUUGUAUGGUACUGACGCUAGACUGUCGGGGGAAGAAGAAAAUGAAGAAGACGGAAAAUUGAUGGAAGAGGAAGAUGCACAUGCCAUGCUUCACGCUGAUGCCAGAUUGAAUAUCACUCAAACAAAGAGUACAGAAGACCUUUCUAGAGGAUGCUCCGCCCGGAGAUAUGCUUUUCAUGACUUUCUAUUUCAACCGCCGUGAAGAUAAUAAAGACACGAUGUGCUAAAUUCUCUGCUUCAUGUGUAUGAAAGAG
Messenger RNA from Amoebophrya sp. A25, 1727 nucleotides. The record is from the annotation of a GenBank genome assembly. NCBI's taxonomy places the organism in Eukaryota, Dinophyceae, Syndiniales, Amoebophryaceae.